Messenger RNA from Egretta garzetta (little egret), 2406 nucleotides. RefSeq names its product guanine nucleotide-binding protein G(i) subunit alpha-1. Gene Ontology annotation, molecular function: G protein-coupled serotonin receptor binding; GTPase activity; GTP binding. The record is from RefSeq and is a predicted model, not a curated record. Gene Ontology annotation, cellular component: heterotrimeric G-protein complex. Bases 88 to 1152 code for a protein of 354 amino acids. The transcript has 9 exons. NCBI's taxonomy places the organism in Eukaryota, Metazoa, Chordata, Aves, Pelecaniformes, Ardeidae. Gene Ontology annotation, biological process: adenylate cyclase-modulating G protein-coupled receptor signaling pathway.
AGCGCCUCUCCGGCGGCCCCGCGCGCGAAACCCCGCCGCUCCCUUGCCUCCUUGCCCCCGGUGAAGUAAAACAGCCCCCUUCCCAAAAUGGGCUGCACGCUGAGCGCCGAGGACAAGGCAGCGGUGGAGAGGAGCAAGAUGAUCGACAGGAACCUGCGGGAGGAUGGCGAGAAAGCGGCCAGGGAGGUCAAGCUGCUCCUCUUAGGAGCUGGUGAAUCGGGGAAAAGCACAAUUGUCAAACAAAUGAAGAUUAUCCAUGAAGCCGGUUAUUCAGAAGAAGAAUGUAAACAGUACAAAGCUGUUGUCUAUAGUAACACCAUCCAGUCCAUUAUUGCUAUCAUUAGAGCAAUGGGGAGGUUGAAGAUAGACUUUGGUGAUCCAACCAGGGCUGAUGAUGCUCGUCAACUCUUUGUGUUAGCUGGAGCAGCAGAAGAAGGAUUUAUGACUGCAGAGCUUGCUGGAGUUAUCAAGAGACUGUGGAAAGACAGUGGAGUUCAAGCUUGUUUCAACAGAUCUAGAGAAUACCAGCUUAAUGACUCUGCUGCCUAUUACUUGAAUGACUUGGACAGGAUAGCACAAACCAGCUACAUUCCAACCCAACAGGACGUUCUCAGGACUAGAGUGAAAACUACAGGAAUAGUGGAAACUCACUUUACUUUCAAAGAUCUUCAUUUUAAAAUGUUUGAUGUUGGAGGCCAAAGAUCAGAGCGGAAGAAGUGGAUUCAUUGUUUUGAGGGUGUUACAGCAAUUAUUUUUUGUGUGGCAUUAAGUGAUUAUGACUUGGUCUUGGCUGAAGAUGAGGAAAUGAAUCGGAUGCAUGAAAGCAUGAAAUUGUUUGACAGUAUCUGCAACAAUAAAUGGUUCACAGACACUUCUAUUAUUCUCUUCCUGAACAAGAAAGAUCUUUUUGAAGAAAAAAUCAAAAGGAGUCCUCUCACUAUUUGCUACCCUGAAUAUGCAGGAUCAAACACUUAUGAAGAAGCAGCUGCUUACAUUCAAUGUCAGUUUGAAGAUCUGAACAAGAGAAAAGACACGAAGGAGAUCUACACUCACUUCACAUGUGCCACAGACACAAAAAAUGUGCAGUUUGUUUUUGAUGCUGUAACUGAUGUCAUUAUUAAAAAUAACCUUAAAGACUGUGGCCUCUUCUGAGAACAGACAAAAGGUUCUUAAAUGGUUUGGAGAACGACUUCGCACAAUUCUAAUCUGAUUCUUUUCGAGGUGAAAGAAAUACAAAAUACAUUGUGCUGAAUGAUAGAUCAGUACUGUACUUGCCUGUUUUAACAGCUUUAUUUAUGUUUGUCUUGUAAAUUUAAGUAAUUAGUUAACACUGAGAUGUCAGUUGACUGUAUGUAAACUUAUAAUUGUAGUAAUGUAUUUGUAUAAACGUUGAAUGGAAUAUUUUAGUAACUUGAUGUCCUCUAAAAUUUCCAUGUUUUAUGAAGAUACUCUUAGAGGAGACAGACACUUUUUGCCUUUGGAUUAUUUAAACAUCUUGUAAAAUUAAAUUUUCUUUUCAUCUUAAGGGUGCAUGCUGCCUUAUUCUUUACUUUUGUUGGUAAUACUGUAUAUGGAGUUAGCUUUUUUGAUAUUUAAACAGCCUUGUACACCUGCUCAGAUUUAAAGAAACAUAACCAAUAAAACUUGUUUUUGCCUUAAGUUUUGAAAAAAUCUUUUUAUAAAUUUAAGAUAAAUGCAAAGAUUAUUUUUUAAAUUUGAAUGAAAUACACAGUUUAUGAAAUCUGGGCUUGCAGUCUUUGCAGUGCAAAUGUGGCAACACUGAGAAGUCGAAUUUUAAGGUUCAACAAUCAUUGAAGCGUAUGGAAAUGCAAAAAGGAAGUUGUUAAAACCAUUCAUACAAAUAAAAAAAACCAGUUUGAAACUGUGGUCUUUAUUCAGUGGAAUGAAUGGCAAAAUUACCUUUGGGAUUUUUUUUUUUUACAGACCGUUAACAAAGGCUAGGCUUCAGGGUAAUAUUUCUUCUGCUUACUUAAGAAGUAAAAUCAUGUUCUCCUUAAACUUUUGGUAUUUUCUGCUAAUAAAACUAGCUUGAUAAUUUAAUAACCAUAGAAAUAUCAGAUACUCCCACAAGAUAUGACACAGUGGCUUCACAGAUUAAAGCAAUUUCCUGUUGCACAUAAAAAGAAUCUUCAGUAUUUUGGAUAGAGUGUUUCAGUAACUUGCGAAUUCUGAUUCUUUAAUUUCCUCUUUAAUUAUAAUUAAAGUAUCAUAUUUUCUUUAAAUGACAAGUUAAAGAAUAUGAUUUUCUUCUGGUUAUGCUUUCAUUAUGUGAUUUGCUGUCUUAGGUACGUAUCAUCCAUUGCCUUAUGGGUAGUGCCAAAACUGAUUUUUUUAAUACAGAUUUUAAAAUGAAUAAGCUUCUAUUUGUAAAUAAGUUAAUGGAUG